GAAUAUCAAGUCCGCGAGCGCAACAUUUCUUGCUGCAUCAUCACAGCUCGCAGCUCUAUUUUUUCUUGUUUGCUUUAAUUCCGUUCUCUUUUCAGUCUGUCAGAGCUGCUUAUACCCGUUGUUUUGUCGAUAGCGCGAUAUUGCCCGGCUUGGAUCCCCAGACUCUCAUACAUCUGCCCAUUCAGCCUUAUCAGCAUUGCAUGCACCAAAGCGAUCAAAUCGCAGAUCGCGCCCAAAGAAGCUCCUGCCAGAGCUCAACCGCGGCCAUGCCGGAAGGCGAAGCCUCGCAAACUCAGAACCCAUCCCAGAAUGCUUCCAGAGGAGCUCCUCGAGCUCGUAGAGGCAGAGGUCGUGGCGGCAGAGGACGAGGAGGACAUCAUCAUGGCGAUCAGACUCAAGCAGCUCAAGGGCAGCCUGCCCCGCAACAGGCCAGCUCAGCGAACUCAUCUACUCCCAUGCCCCAACAAGAACCUGCGGCUUCUGGAAAUCCAUCAAGAUCGUCUCGCGGAGGAAGAGGCCGAAGAGGGCCGCGGCAGAGCGAACGAGGUGGCGCAAGACACAGUGCCCCUCGAGCUCCUCUGCCGGGCCCGUCACGGCGAUUUGGCGGCCAUCUCACAGUAGAAGUCGAUGAUGCAGACUCAGAAGCUCCCUCAUUAAGUGCAGAGGCUCCUGAGUUUGUCCCGGGCCAGCCGGUGUUGCCAAGGGCAAUGCCAAGAAAAUCUGAGGCAUCUAAGCAGACCGAGGUUAGGCUUCCAAAAUCUACGGCUGCAGACCUCGGAACCAGAAUCCACGAGGAUAUCAGCAACGGCAACUAUGAGUGCACCGUAUGCACAGAUGAGGUCCUUCGGAAAUCUCACGUGUGGUCCUGUAACGUGUGUUGGACAGUAGUCCAUCUCAAAUGUGCUAAAAAAUGGUAUCAAAAUCAAAUGAAGCAAGCUGCUGAGAGGCCACAAACAGAGCCUCAAACGGAGAAGUCGUGGAGGUGUCCCGGCUGCAAUUCCAAAUUAUCCGAUGAACCAGGCUCCUACCACUGCUGGUGUGGAAAGGACGUCAGCCCAAGGCCCUCUAGUACCUCGCUUCCUCCACACUCUUGCGGACAGACAUGCUCAAAACCCAGGGGAACAUGUCCUCAUCCUUGUGGUCUCCAAUGCCACGCUGGGCCUUGUCCGCCGUGUACCCUUGUGGGACCUACGCAGUCUUGCUUUUGUGGAAAGAAUACCUCCCAGAAAUUAUGCAGAGAGACCGAUUAUGAAAAUGGCUGGAGCUGCCAAGAGAUUUGCGGCGACCUUUUGCCCUGCGGAGAGCACUUUUGUCCGAACCCUUGUCACUCUGGACUCUGUGGAGAUUGUGACCUGAAGGUAGACGCAAAGUGCUACUGCGGGCGUGUUGAGAAGAAGGUACCUUGCUUCGAGAGGCAAGAAAUACAGUCAUCUUAUGAUGUUAAAGACGGUUCAUGGUUCGACGGCUCCUUCAGCUGCCAGACACCUUGCGACAGGAAGUUUGAUUGCGGCACUCACAGCUGCUCUGAAACUUGCCAUCCCCAAGAUGAACAACCGGCUCAUUGCCCAUAUUCCCCCGAUGUGGUUACCUGUUGUCCGUGUGGCAAAACACCACUCGAUGAACUCUUGCAGGAUCCGAGGCAAACGUGCGAGGACCCCGUACCUCAUUGCGAGAGAGUUUGCGACAAGCUUCUUCCUUGUGGUCAUACGUGCAAAGCAAAAUGCCAUACCGGCGAUUGUGGAUUCUGUAUGGAAGACAUUGAGAUUUCUUGUCGAUGUGGGAGAACCUCAUCUACAUCUGUUUGCCACCAGGGAAAUGUCCAACCACCAUGGUGCAUGAGAACAUGCCAAGCCACUCUGAGCUGUGGCCGCCACAAGUGUGGUGAGCGCUGCUGCCCAGGAGAGAAGAAGGCUGCAGAGAGGCAAGCGGCAUCCAAGAAGAAAAACCGACAGCCAGGUGAUUCUGUCGUUGAGGCCGAGCACAUCUGCAUCAGGACAUGCGGGCGACCGCUGAAAUGCGGUAGCCACGACUGCCAGCAGAUAUGCCACAGAGGGUCAUGCGCAAGCUGCCCUGAAGCCAUAUUCCAUGAAAUCAGCUGCAAUUGUGGCCGGACGGUGCUUCAGCCACCGCAGCCAUGCGGGACUCACGCCCCAGAAUGUCGGUUUAACUGCCCAAGACGGCCAGCUUGUGGGCACCCGCCUGUUGAACACAAUUGCCAUAUGGACGACAUAUCUUGCCCCAAGUGUCCGUUUUUGGUGGACAAGUGGUGUGCUUGCGGCAAAGAAAAACUGAAAAGCCAGCCUUGUCACCUCCAAGCGGCUCACUGUGGACGGCCUUGUGGAAAGACCCUUAAGUGCGGGCUACACAAGUGCCGGAAGCUAUGCCACAGACCAGGAGAGUGUGAAGACAGUGCAAGUUCCAGCCAGACUUGUAGCCAAGUGUGCGGCAAGACGAAGCUAUUCUGCGAUCAUGCUUGCCAGAACACUUGCCACGGCCAGACCUCUUGCAACGAAUCAUCUCCUUGUACGGCCAAGACCGUCAUCACUUGUCCCUGCGGUCACCGCCAACAGGAAGUGAAAUGUCUUACCAGCAGCUCUAAUCCUACUCCAUCUCGGCCUGACCUCAAGUGCGACGAUGAAUGUCUCCGCCUAGAGCGAAACAAGCGUCUUGCCGCGGCUCUCAACAUUGAUCCCACGUCUCAUACAAACGACCACGUUCCGUAUUCUGAUACUACUCUUCGGCUCUUCAAGGAGAACUUGGCCUGGGCAGAGACCCAGGAGCGCGAAUUUCGUGUAUUCUCCAAGAGCCCCAACGAGGCACGGCUGAGAUAUAAACCGAUGCCUAAUCACCAACGACAGUUUCUACAUGUAUUGGCGGAGGACUACGGCCUGGAGAGCAAAAGCGAAGACAUCGAGCCCUACCGUUACGUCGUCGUCUGGAAGGGCUCCAAGUUUGUCUCUGCACCAGCCAAGACUCUCGCGCAGUGUGUAAAAAUCCGAGAGACUCAAGCGGCAGAAGCUGCUGCCACAGCGGCGGCUAAUUCAAGAGCUCCUACUCCACCACCCGCCAUCAUCACCGAGCCGUUCAACGCUUUCCUUCUCACAUCUCCUCGAUUCGGACUCACCCUCGAGGACGUUGAAUCCGCUCUCAAAUCCGAUCUGGCAAGCCAAUCGUCAGCCUUCAAUUUCACCACAACCUUCCUGCCUUCAGACGAGAUCCUCAUCCGCGCCACGGCGCACUACUCCUCCUUCCUGACGCCCACCGCUGUCGAGCAGGCCCUUCAGACGCUGAAGCCCCGUCUAGACGGCACCAUCAAGCGCCUCGACGUUGCGGGCAACAUCUUGCUCUGCCAUGUCGACGCCAACGAGCAAAUCUCCCGCAGGGAAGAUAUCAGCAGGAGCGACGUCUCUGGGUGGAGCGCUGUCGCCGGUCGCGCUGCGGCCAAGAGGGACGACGCGAAGACGGAGACGCCUGCUGCUUCUGCGAGCGGCAGUUCUGGAAAACGACUGCUGCUCGGGCUGAAGAAGAAGAAGGUGGAGGUUAAGAGGGAGAAGUCUUGGACGGAGCAGCUCGGUGGGGAUGUGGAGUGUUGAAGCUGAUUUGCUUUGACUCUGCUUUUAUUUUUAUUGUUGUGUUCGAUUUGGAACAAGAUAUAUAUGUAUAUAUAUUAGAUGGGAUAAUGAAUCACCCAUCAUUAUGAAAAAGCUGAUGUAGUAUCAGUAUUGAUGGUUCAUCAGCUUAUUGCUACAACAAAUGGCAUGUAUCUUGCAUGGAAAUUAUUAUAGUAUAUAUAUAAAGGUACGAAAAUCACUAGAG
Molecule: messenger RNA, 3816 nt
Organism: Trichoderma asperellum CBS 433.97
Lineage: Eukaryota; Fungi; Ascomycota; Sordariomycetes; Hypocreales; Hypocreaceae
Biological process (GO): negative regulation of transcription by RNA polymerase II
Cellular component (GO): nucleus
Molecular function (GO): zinc ion binding; DNA-binding transcription factor activity, RNA polymerase II-specific; RNA polymerase II transcription regulatory region sequence-specific DNA binding
Source: RefSeq, a predicted model, not a curated record